Molecule: messenger RNA, 676 nt
Organism: Trichoderma harzianum CBS 226.95
Lineage: Eukaryota; Fungi; Ascomycota; Sordariomycetes; Hypocreales; Hypocreaceae
Exons: 1
Coding region: 165-530 (121 amino acids)
Source: RefSeq, a predicted model, not a curated record
UUCGUGUGCUGAAGCAUUCUUCACCUCACUUUCCUCAUCUCACCCCCUUUCCCUCAGGCACUGAAUAUUACCUGGAACGACGACAUUUUCUUCUUCUCUUUACAUAUUAAGCGUCAGUCCAGCCAAACUGCGCAAACAAGCAACAGCUCUCUAUUUCUUUUGUCAUGAACAAUAUACCGAAAGGGGGAGGAAGGGAAUCGAGCAGACAAUCUAUCAGAUCCAUUAUUCUAUAUACUGGUCAAAGAGGUGGAUAUGGUGGACGGACAAAGAUUAAAAAGAAGGAUGGCUUCACUCGGAAUGGUCAGCUCAUUGAUGAACGACUAGUUUUUUUUUGUCUUGGUGUUUUUUGUUGUGGAUUUUAUUUGGUUGAUAUCUUAUUUUUUUUUAAGCGCAAAAAGCGAGAGAGCAUGACUGGUUUAUUCUCCCCCCACCCUCUGUCUACCCUUUUAUUUGAUUAUCUUUUCAACACUCAUCUCAUCGUCAACUGUGUUUAUUCUUCUGCCUUUCGUUCUAACCACAUGGUGGGUUAGGAUGAUGUAAACUCAACAUUAAAAAGAAAAAAGUAAAAUGAAAUCUCUUUCCAUCUUUGAUGAGGGUGGCUAUCGAUAUAUAUAAAUAUAUUUGUAUAUCUGUCACGCUUAUGAUUCUCCGAAGGACUCGUUCUGUGACUGUAUUG